Molecule: messenger RNA, 2603 nt
Organism: Thunnus maccoyii (southern bluefin tuna)
Lineage: Eukaryota; Metazoa; Chordata; Actinopteri; Scombriformes; Scombridae
Product: Y+L amino acid transporter 2
Exons: 10
Coding region: 199-1743 (514 amino acids)
Biological process (GO): amino acid transmembrane transport
Cellular component (GO): membrane
Molecular function (GO): L-amino acid transmembrane transporter activity
Source: RefSeq, a predicted model, not a curated record
UGGAAAAACACUGGUUGUGGUUGUGCGGGGCAGCAGGGAUUGCAACAUCGACCGUCUUGUUGCUACUUCUCAGAUGUGAUCUCACCAAUGUUUCACUGCUCGCCUGGUUCAGAGAAGCCACAGUGACUUGAGAAAGACUCUACAUGUUCAGAGGGACAAACACACCUGUUGAUCUUUGAAAUAAGCACUGCUGGACUAAUGGGGGAUCUGCGGCAAAAGAUGGGGAUCAUGUCCCAGACCAUUUGUGCAAGAUCACGGACUCCAUCUGAAGAAGACUUGAAGGCCCCAACUGGUGGGAAAGGAGAGAAAAUGCAUUUGAAGAGAGAAAUCUCCCUCAUCAAUGGGAUCUGUCUCAUCGUGGGCAACAUGAUUGGCUCUGGGAUCUUUGUCUCACCAAAGGGGGUACUGAUACACAGCGCCUCUUACGGCCUAUCCUUGGUGAUUUGGGCUAUUGGAGGUAUCUUCUCCGUGUUUGGGGCUUUGUGCUAUGCAGAGCUUGGCACCACCAUCACCAAGUCUGGAGCCAGUUACGCCUACAUCCUGGAGUCGUUUGGUGGCUUUCUGGCUUUCAUCCGUCUGUGGACGUCCAUCCUGCUGAUCGAGCCAGCCAGCCAGGCUAUAAUUUCACUGACCUUCGCCAGCUACCUGUUGGAGUCUUUCUACCCAACCUGCCAGCCGCCGUAUGAUGCUGUCCGCCUUAUUGCUGCGGCCUGCCUCUGUAUACUCAUCUUCAUCAACUGUGCCUACGUGAAAUGGGGGACUCUGGUCCAGGACAUCUUCACUUAUGCCAAACUCAUGGCACUUCUCCUCAUCAUUGUUGUGGGACUCCUGAAGAUAGCUAGUGGAGAAACAAAGACCUUCGAGAGUCCAUUUGAGGACUCCUCCACAGAUCCCGGUUCCAUUGCUUUGGCCCUCUACUCAGCUCUGUUCUCCUACUGUGGCUGGGACACACUCAACUUUGUCACAGAGGAGAUUAAGAAUCCAGAGAAGAAUCUGCCCCUGGCCAUCGCUAUUUCCAUGCCCAUAGUGACCAUCAUCUACCUGCUGACCAACGUGGCGUACUAUGUCGUUCUGGACAUGCCGUCUCUGCUGGCCAGUGAUGCCGUUGCUGUGACAUUUGGGAAUGAAGUCCUGGGCCCUUUCAAAUGGAUCAUCCCCGUUUCAGUGGCCAUGUCCUGCUACGGAGGACUCAAUGCUUCUGUCAUUGCCGCCUCACGCUUGUUUUUCGUCGGAGCCAGAGAGGGCCACCUCCCUGACAGCCUCAGUCUGAUCCACCUGGAGCGCUACACACCAAUACCUGCGCUGCUGUUCAAUGGCGUAAUGGGUCUGAUCUUUCUGUGCGUGGAGGACGUGUUCCAGCUCAUCAACUAUUUCAGCUUCAGCUACUGGUUCUUUGUGGGUCUGUCUGUUGCCGGCCUCAUCUACAUGCGCAUCACUCAGCCAGACAGACACAGGCCUGUGAAGUUGACCUUGUUCUUCCCCUUCAUCUACUGUCUGUGCAGUGUGUUCUUAGUCAUCGUCCCUCUCUACGGAGACACCAUCAAUUCUCUCAUAGGAAUUGCUAUUGCACUUUCUGGUGUGCCAGUCUAUUAUGUGGCCAUUUACCUGCCUGAGGAGAGGAGGCCCACAUUCAUGCGCAAGUUAAACGCAUUGGCCACCAGAUACACCCAGAAGGUGCUCUACUGCUGCCUGACCGAAUUUGACAUUGAGACAGAAACACAAGCAGGUGGUAAAACACAAUGAGCUGCAGACAUCGCCCGUCCUUUACUAGCCUGCUUUUGGCCUCAGUCCCAACCGUGUGCCUGCGUUCUUGCUCCCGGAAUGCAGAAAAACAAGGCCUUGCAUGGACAGAGUGGCAGAGCACACGCUCACAACAUUUGUGAGGAUAACUUCUGCGAGGUCAAGUUAAAAAAAGGCCUGGCAUCUCAAAUGACUUACCAAGAACAAGCAGGCACUUAACAAACUGUUGCUUUCGUCUGUAAAUGUGAUAUAAUGUACUACAGAGAUGAAGGGAUAUCUUCUGUGAGGACUGAAACAAAAUAGCUGAAAGAUGAUUGCAGAUAUGCAACUUGUUUUUUAGACUUGUGAGAAGAAGUAAACUCAUCACUUUUUUAUUGUCUCACAUUGUUUGAUGAAGCAUCAAAUAUGAUUGAAUUUUAUCCUCUGAUUGUCCUUAUUUUCAAUAGUUUGACAUAUUGUGUUUCAUAAAUGUAACCUUGAGUGUAUUUCAGUAUUGCUGUUUUUAAGUAAAUGCAGCACGGUGGCUCACUGGUUGGCACUGUUGCCUCACAGCAAGAAGGUCCUGGGUUUGAACCCUGGCCAUCUCAAGUCUUUUCUGUUUGGGUUUCCACUGUGUGCUCCGGCUUCCUCCCACCAUCAAAGACAUGUAUGUCAGGGUUAAUACUCGUGUCAGUGUCCCUGAUUGAGGCAAAAGAACUGGAGCUGGUCCCUGGACACUGCACUGUGGCUGCCCAUUGUGUGUGUGUGUGUGUGUGUGUGUGUGUGUGUGUGUGUGUGUGUGUGUGUGUGUGUAUAGGAUGGGUCAAAUGCAGAGGAUCAAUUUCCCCAUGGGGAUCAAUAAAGCACUCUUCUUCUUCUUUUUC